Molecule: messenger RNA, 3078 nt
Organism: Lodderomyces jiufengensis
Lineage: Eukaryota; Fungi; Ascomycota; Pichiomycetes; Serinales; Debaryomycetaceae
Gene: ZCF27
Product: Zcf27p
Exons: 1
Coding region: 1-3078 (1025 amino acids)
Biological process (GO): regulation of DNA-templated transcription
Molecular function (GO): zinc ion binding; DNA-binding transcription factor activity, RNA polymerase II-specific
Source: RefSeq, a predicted model, not a curated record
AUGCAAAAUAACAAGAACCACAUACCAAUAAAUCAGCCACCAAAUCCAAUACAGCAGCCAUUAAAUCAACAAUCAAUACCCCAACCACAUCAACAACCACUUCAACAACAACCUUAUUAUGUACAGACUCAACCACCACCAAAUAAUGGAUACUAUCAGAAUCAACCACCAGCACCAAAUCCCCCUAUACAACCUCAACAAUCAUCAAAUUUAAAUCUACAUCCACCACCUUUUGUAAAUUCAUACCCAAAUUAUCCACCUCAAAAUUAUCAAUACUCUCAAUAUCCUCAACAACAACAAUCACAAUCAAUAAAUACUUCAAAUCAACCAUCACUGUCUAUUUCUUCAGAUUCUCCAAAUCAACAUAGUCAUUAUUCAAAUCAAAAUCAUUUAUCUAUACAUUCAAUAAAUAAUAACACUCAAGUACCUCAACCUCAACCAAGAUUAAAACUGCCAGUAAAUAAUAUAGCACCACCUAACAAUACUUCAUUAACUCCACAAAAUCAACCACCACUAAAGUCUCAAAGCCCAGCAAGUAUAGAAACCACCAAUCAAAAAAAUCCUAAAAAACGACCUCAUACAUCAUCUCAACCAUUAUCAAGAGCAACUGUAACAUAUCCAAGAAAAAGAGCAGUAACAGCAUGUCAGGUAUGUAGAUUGAAAAAGACCAAAUGUGAUAAUGUUAGACCACAAUGUGGUUCAUGUGAAAGAUCAAAUGUUAAAUGUCAAUACUUAACUGAUCAGAAUCAAAAAGAUUAUUCAAGUUAUGAUCCUGCUUCUUUAAGUAUAUUAAGUAAAUUAGAUAUUAUUUUAAAAGAUUUAAAACAUAUUAAAGGUGAAGAAAACGAGGAAUUAAAAAGUAAUGAUAAUAAAAAACAAAAUGCACAAAAAUUUGAAGAAUUUGAUAAAUGUAUUUGGGAUAUGUCAGUAACUUCCAUAUUUGAUUGGCAUUGUUUUCAAAAGGAAAUCAAAGAAGAUGAGGAGUAUUUACAAGAAAUUAAAUCCGAUUUGAUAUCAAAUUAUGAUAAGAAUUUAAGAAUUGGAAAUAAUCAAUCAUUUAUUGAUCAAUUAAAAGAAUUUGAAAAUUUAGAUAAAUUAAUUAAUAAUAAUUUUUCAAAUAUUAUUAAUUCAUUUUUUGUUAAUAUUUAUACUAAAUUACCUAUAAUUGAUGUUUAUGAAUUUUUUGAAUUAUUGGAAUUUUAUCAAUUUUUAAAUAAUCAAAUAGACGAUUUUACAUUUGUCAAAUUUAUUGAAUAUUUCAACGAUGAUUUCAAAAUAUCACCAAUUAUUGAAAAAGUCUAUGAAGAUAAUAAUUUAGCAAUUAAUAUGGGCAAAAUUCAAGAAUUAAUUCAUUCAAUCCCAUUAAUUUUACUUAUAUGUGCACUUGGGAUAUCUAGUACACCAGUCAAUUUGGAUAAUUUAAAUACAUUUGAAGAUUCACUAGAGGAAUCAUCAUCAAUAGAUAUAGGAUGUCUAAGUAAUGCAGAAUCUUUCAAAAAUAUACCACCACAUUUCAGUAAAAAUCGAACAGAAAUAGCAUUUAAACUCAAGAAAUAUGCGGAAGUUAUAAUAACAUUAUUUCCAGAAGUUCUACCUACAAAUUCAAUGUUAUCAACUCAAUAUUAUAUAAUGCAACAUCAACUAUAUAUACAAAACAAUUAUCCAUUAUUAGCUCAUGAAUCUAUAUUAACUGCAAGUAAGAAUAUAAUGUACUAUUUACAAAAGUUCCCAGAAAAAAACUAUGAUAUAAAAGGUAUAUUAUUUUGGACAUGUUUAAAAUUAGAAUGUGAAUCUAAUACUGAAUUAUCUCCAUUGGUCCCAUUAUCAGGUAUAAACUUGUUCACACCACCAAUAAAUUUUCCUCGCAUUCCUGAACCACCUAGAAAGAAUCUUUAUAAUGAAAAUAUAAUGAAACUAGCAAAUAAAUAUGAUGAUGAAUAUACUUGGUAUUUUUUUUUAACGGAAAUAGCUAUUCGAAAAAUAGAUAAUAAAAUGUUUGAUGAUUUUUAUUCAUUACUGUCAAAGAAUUUAUGGGAUAAUGAACACUUCAUCAAGGAAGAAUUUUUUAAAAAAUUUAUAAAAUAUAUUAACCAAUAUAAUGGUGUAAUAAAUUCAUUAACUCCAGAAAUAAGAAACUUUGUACUUCAGGAAAUAAACGUUGAUCAAAUUUAUCGUCGAAUGAAAAUCAGAUAUGAGAAAAAACACAACAACAAAACCAAGAGAGGAGAAUCUGUUUCAGAUUCAGAAUAUAAUAUAAAUCAAGAUCAAAUAUUUGACUCAUUAGAUGAUUUUCUAAUAGAUGAUGAUUUAUUACUCAAAGCACAAUCUGAAUCAAUAAUGUAUAUCAAAACAAGAGUUAUUGCAUCAAAAUUAAUGUUGUUUAGACCAAUAAUUUAUUUAUUCCUAGAAGAUAAAAUAUCCUACUUGGAAAUAUUUGAAGCAAUAGCAACAAUAUUACAACAUAAUCUCACAUCACAAAUACCUAUAUUGGAUUCACCUAAUUCAACUUCAUCAUCAACAAUUUCAACUAAUCAAGAAUCAGAUUUCCAAAAUUUAAAUUUUUUUAAUUUAAGAAAAGCACCAUUAAUUUAUCAAAAACAUUACCCCGAUGAAGAUUUUUCUAAUUUGGUGGAAUAUAAUGAAGGAGAAGAAGAUAUAGUAAUAAAAGAUUUUACAAAGACUAAACAAAAAAUUUUAAUAAUUUUUAUUCAAAAUUUAAUAUCAAUUCCAAAAUUAAAUAUUCCCAAAUUAUCAUCACAUAGACAUCCAGGAUCUUGGUAUUUUAUAAGAAAUAUGUUUAUUGCAACAAUUUAUCAAUUUUUAAUCUAUAAGAAAUUUAUAAAAAUCAUAGAAGAAAUUAAUCAUACCCCCAUAAUUCAACAAAAUAUAGUUGGUAAAUUCUUUGCAGGUAGUAAAACUUGGGAUGAAAUUAAAACACUUUUAAAUCUUAUAAUUGAUAAAACUAGUGUAUUAGCAUUUUUAGAACAUUCUUUAAUUGUAUUUCAAUAUUGGAAAUUAGAAAUGAGAGAUUGUGAAAUUUAUCAAGUCUUUGUGAAAAAAAUGAUUAAUAAUUUAUAG